GUGCGUGUGUUUAUGUCAUGCUCACGAAAUUUGUUCGUAAAACCCGUGGAUAUUCGACAAAGGCAUGCUACGGUAUAAUUAUUGCUUUACUCAUAUGCCUGCGCAUAGACCUUGAUCUUAUGCAUGCUAAUUUGUUAGGAUUUAUACGUAGCGCUGCGUUAUCCGAUAACAAUGCAUUAAUCAAAUGGCGAUUACAAUUGGUCGUUCGGCGUUUAUGGAAUGAGUAAAGUAGGUUAAGUUCAUAUAUUUUGAGAAUUAUUUGUGACCACGUUGAGAUAUCUUCGUAAUUUGCUGGUGUCACUUGUGUGUGUCGCUGAAGUAUGAAAAUACUUGUCGCAUUGUUAUGUUAUCUCGCGUUGUCACAUCAAUAAUAAUAUUACUAUUAUUAUUACUUUAUUAAGCGGUAAUAGAAAUUAAUACAGACGUUAUAAUAUUAUACGUAAUAAGUGAGUUAUACUUAAGAGGACGGGGCGACAGUUUUUUCUCUUUUCUUUAGCAACAGUAUAAACUGAUGAAAUUGUGUACGUCACUUGAAUUUGACCACUAUAUUUGAGUAAUACACUUAAUUCCUCUAUCUUGCGUAUCACCUUUACACUGUAUGACAUUAUUGAUUGUUAAAAAUAGAUCGAAUAAUUAUUUCUUGCGGGAAAAAUUUCAAUUUUAGAAAUGCGGCGAUAAAUUAGACGACGUCGCGAACAAAAAGAUUCGCUCGACGAUUCCGAUGUCCGCGAUAAUCGAAAGAAGGUCUGAGGUUCUCAUCAAACGCUGCGAUUUCAUAUAAAGUUUCGUAAAUGGAAUACUUAAUAAAUUAUGAUCCGCGAUCCUUAGGCGGGGGAUCGAUAUGAUGCACCUCGCUUCUUUAUUAAUGCCAGCCUCUCUAGCGAAUCGUUGGCUUAAUCGCACGCUGACCUUACACCUUACCGGUUUCGUGAAACAUGCAAGAUUACCACGACAGUUCGAUCAGUGUUUCGAUCACCGGACGAGCAUUCCGGCAAAUUGGCGGAUUGUAAAUCACAGCACGUUCUGCACGCGUCUUGUUAAAUUUAUGAAUCACACGCGAGCCUUCGUGAUCGACGAUCGAUGAGAACCUUUCUCCAACGAAACAAAAGGCGACGCGAUCAUCGUAAAAUCGACACGACAAUCCGACACGCUCCUUCCUGCCGUUGUAAACAGCAACGUGGCAAGGUGUGCGCGAUGCACUUGGCGUGCAGGCGGACACAUUUCUACGACUGUCUGCCCAUAAAAUACUGGCAACACGACGAUAAAUUUUCGGUGGCUCUCUCUUUCGUGCACGCGCGGCCGGAUGAGUCUCCUUUGUAACCAGCAAAGUUAACAUUUCGAGCUCGACGGCAUUCGCCGACGAAGAGACCGACGUAACGUCGCGAUGCCGAGUGCGCCUGAAAAGAUAACGUUGGGUCUAUGCUAGACACCGAGAUAACUUCUCUCGUAAGUAACACGCGAGGAUAUCCUCGAGGGAUAAGUGUCAUUUCGCGGGAGGAAUAGCGCUCAUUUCUUUAUCUUACGUCCUGCAGUAUUCAUAUCGAGGGAACAUACAUAAUUAAGAACAAGUGCUAACGUUUGAUUAGUUACUAUGCAGAGCAUUUUUCUUAAAGUAAUUAAGAUAAGGAGCGGGAUAAUUAAUUACAAAUAGUGAACACUCGGGAGAAAUAUCAGAAGUACGUGAUAUGGUUGCAAUAUCAAAGCGUUUCUCGCGUGCCGAAUCAUAUACUGCGGAUUUUUAUGUUGGGACUUUUAUUAGCCAUGUUAGCUUGCUCUAAUCGAAUUGAUGAAAAAUUACGAAUAAUAACGAAGGAACGCGAGAAAAAAACGCAUUGACUCUAAUGAUAACCUCUCUUUUUGAUGUUCGCAAAAUAUCCGUCGUAAGAGAAGAAAAAAUAAUGUGAGGGAACUUUAAAAAAUCAACCUUUAGAAAAUCAAUAUGUCCUUGAAAGAGGAGGACAAAACAGCAAGCCGAGAGUUUGGGAUGUAUUUGAGGCUUUGCGUGCGCGUGUUCGCGAAAAGGGGUGCGGAUUUAGACGAAAAAAAUUUAUUUCCCUUGCCUAGUUGAAUGAGGAGGGAACAAGCGAGUAUUUGAUUCGGCGCAUGUAGGUCGAUUAAAAUAAUUGCGGUGUUCUCGUGUAAUCUAUAUCGAACGUCAGCAUGAGACGAAACUUUUUACCUGAUUAAUUUCACGAUCGCAAGAUGAACGCCGGAUAAGGGUGUUUCCAAGGAAAUUCUCUUUCUAUUCUCCGGGAAACGCGGAAAGCGUCAACGCUAUGUCCGAAUUUUCCAAACUGAUCGAUUUCGUGUGUAAUUCAACGAGGCUUGUUUAAAGCUCACUGUCGGUAUAUAUGAUAGUAUAUAAUGGGAAUAGAUGCUGAGCGAUAACGAUGCAAAACAGAACGCUUCGAAGGAUCGUUUCCGGGUGGUAGCCCAAAAGGGAAUCAAGCUGUGGCGGGUUAAUAAAUCUGGCCGACAAUGUUCGCGCAGUGACGCGACCAGGGGUAGUUAGUAGAACGUAACAGCGUCUAACCACGGCGUCUUUCGCGGCGAUCGAAGUUGAGCUCAGCGAGCCAGCCAGCCAGCCAGCCAGUCAGCUCUGCUCAGAUUCUCAAGGAAAGCGGUAAGGUAACCACCUUACGGUAGAGCAUUUUCUGCUUUAGUGGUGGCAGCACGUAGGGGGUUACGUAGUGGGGGUACUUAGAAGGCUUAAAAGGCCUUCCGACGUCCUUGUAACACGCAGUCUUGGAAUCAAACAUACUUAGUAUUCCGUGUAAGUGAAACGAAAGUGCGAGGAGUACUUUCGGCUCUAACCCUCUGACGGCGCAUCGUUGACCGACUAUACUUUUGUCGCGGUGAACUUUCGACUGAUGUGCAAACAGAGAUUAAUUCGUCGGGAAGAUACAUCGUCAUAGGGAAGCUUCCCCAUCAGGGAAGGAGUUUGUAGACGAAGUAGAGCAAAGAUCCCCACAGAAGAAAAGAAACGGUUCUCUUCCUUGAAUCAUCCCUUUCUUCGCUGCGACCCGGAUUUGUGAUUUGUGAUCGUACAAGUGAUUAUCGAUUGAAACAUUAUUCGCGUCACGAUCAAUCAAAAAACCAUGAGAGGCGGAAUGGGUCUCCGGAUAAUUAUAUCAAUUUUAUUGGCCAUCUCAAUAUUCUCGCCGCCGAUGUCUGCUGCCCUCACGACUUUCGGCAAGACCAACCCGCAGAAUCAAAACCCGCCACCGCCCCCUACACCAGUUGGAAAAGCUCGAGAAUGCAAGAUGCACAGCGAUUGUAUCGGAAUUCAAAACACCUCGUGUAUGUCGGAUUCCCAGAAUGGAAGAACUCGAUGUCUUUGCGGCGAUUAUUCGCCGCCAGUCAACGGUGCCUGCACUAAUAAAUUCAAAGCACUUCAUGUGUCCUGCAAUGACGAUACAGAAUGCAUAGAUGACGCUCACUGUGUUCAACACAACACUACUUUGGGAAAACGCUGUUACUGUCAAGAUGGAUUCUACGAAGAAUCCAAAAUGUUUUGCAACGGUUGCUCAUCAAUCUUCACGUUGUACACGACGACUCUUCUGGCUGGUUCGCUGGUGCUAGGAAAACUUAACUAUAUCUAAAUCUCUCUGCGAUAUAUUUCAAAACAAUAUCUCGACAAUUCCUAAAUUCAUACAAAGGCACACGAUAGAAAACGAUCAUUUAUAAAAGUGUCAACGUUUCCGUUAAUUUGACGAAAGCGUUUUAGCAGAACGUGUACGUUCAAAUUAGAAGGUUGACGAACGUUCAUGUGUCAAAUAGCCACGAAUUCUGACUAGAUUCCGACUAAGUAAUGAGUCCUAGUAAUUGCGCACUUUCUCUCAGUUUUAUAGAUUUCUCCGUAAAACAAUUUUUUUCUUAACAAAAAUUUGAUAAAUGCCAUUUUGUUUUAACGAAGACUUGCGUAAAAUGUUAAGCUGCUUACAUGUUUGCGGAGACUUCGAAGUCUCGUAAUUGUUGGUAACAUAAAAAAAAGAAGUCACCGAUUUCUUCACAUUAAGGCAAUCGCCAUCCUUCCCAUUUUGCUUUUUAUCUAUUGUGAUUUAAAACAAGUGCGUGAUUUCUAGGACAGAAUUUAAGAUGCUUUAUGUUACAAGCGUACGCGGAAAAUCUCGAAUUUUCUUAUUCGUCUUUAAUAUGGAAAAUUAAGAUCAUUUUCACAUUCGAUUAUUUGAUGGGUAAUAUAUUCAUUUGCAAUAAAGAAAAUGCGCCUAACAUUGCAACCAAAUCGCAGGGAAACAUUAAAACUAAAUCAAAUUCCUUCUAUAGGAGCUCCGAAUUAUUCGGUGCUUUCGUCUAUCGUUAACUUUGAAUCUGUAUAAAUAAACGAUGACUCAAAUAAGAAGCAUCGUCAAUUUUAUCUUAAAGCGUACUACUAAAAGUUUGAUCUGGUUACCAAUUUAUACGUAGCUUAUAUUCAUGAUCAAGUCGGCAAGCCGAACGUUAAUUCUGAACCACCUGUAUGCGAACAAUUAUCAAUUAAUUAAUCCUAAAUAUAAGCACUGAUCCUCCGUAUUCAUGUAUAUUCUCGAUACAUUGAGUAUCUUAACGUAAUUGAUAUUGAAGAAAAAAGAAAGUGUUACAGUCGUUGUGCAAAAAGAGUACAAUUGAGGGAAAUAGUUCAAAUAAACAUAUUCCACGCAAAUUUUAUCUUAUCGCGUGAUCUAUCAUUUGAUUACUAUUACCAUAUCCAGAUUUCCAUGUUGUGUUUCACCAGAGAUCAUAGCAUGAAUACGGAAGAUUAAAACAGUACGUUUACACGUUAAUGCACGUAAAACUUAUUGUUAGAUCCAUACUCUGGCUGUUUUUAAAACCUGAAAUAAUAGAGAGUGACGCUUUGAUAGAAAAUUUUUGUACAUAUUUAGGCAUCGCGUUUCGAUUGCACCAAUUAAUAAGAACGUUCGGAUGCGCACAAACUGAUAUAUCUAAUAUGAUUUAUUCUGAUGUAUUUCCCACAACAUGCAGAACUUGUAAAGUAGAGAAAAAAAUCUUAGAACGACAUAAUUCAACAGUAAAUCACGUAAAAUUGUCCAAAUAUUCCAGACUUCUAAUUUUAAGGUUCAGAAACGAUCAAUCAAUCAAGCAAUCUAACUCAAUGUUUUAUCAAACUCAAUGAUCGAUAUCAAUCUCGUCUUAAUACAGUUGAACUGCAAAUCGAUAUAUGCGGUAUAAUACGCUUCGGUGUCGGAAUAACGAUCGAAUUAACAUAUAUAAAGAUCUUUUCGUGAGAAAUAAAAUAAAAUUCUGCCAAUGAUGCCUUAAUUACUAAAUGUAACUGCACAUGACAAAUGUAAUAUGUAAUUAUUUCUGCUGUUGUAUACUUAAUAGUCGUAGAAGUCUAUCGCAGUGCGUGUUUAAUUUAAUAUAAGUAUCUUUUGUAAACUUUGUAAUAUGAUAUUAGUCAAGAAUACUUAGAAUUAUUGUCCUUGCUCUAAUAUCGUUUCAUAUACUUAAAUAUUUUGCGCACAAAUAAAUCUUUGAAUCUUUUCGAAAUA
Molecule: messenger RNA, 5513 nt
Organism: Odontomachus brunneus
Lineage: Eukaryota; Metazoa; Arthropoda; Insecta; Hymenoptera; Formicidae
Gene: sosie
Exons: 4
Coding region: 3099-3602 (167 amino acids)
Source: RefSeq, a predicted model, not a curated record